CCUAGGAAGACCUACAGAAUAUUUACUAGAUGAUAUUUACUAUAUGGUUCGUGUUCAUGAAAUAUUUUAACCGCGAAGAAUGCCACUGACGAUUUAUAGUGAUUUCUUCAUUCAUUUUCGCUCCCUGGAAGUAUUUCUUUCAGCCAAUCCGCCGUGAAUACUUGGGGAUACACAAUUUUAAGCUAGGUUCUUUCAGAUGGGUCUUAGCUUCUUGGCGACACAGUCGUUUAUCAGGAUUCAGGAUUGAUUGAAGAAAUACUCAGGCUUAGGUUUAACCUGACAGAAUGGCGGACUCUCAGACUUCGCUGGCAGCUUCACAUAGCAAUACCUCGUUUGUUGACGUGCUGAGCAAUGAAUUGCACACCAGUUUGGGUUGGUUUCUGUUGUCUAUCCUGGCUUCCAUAUUUUGGUGCGUGUAUAUAGCUUACUAUAACUCUAGGGUGAUCGGACUCAUUCUCACCGUCUUGAUGAACAGAGUUGUGAAAUUUGGGCAUGUGCAAUUAGGAUCUUUUUCCUUCUCAGUAUUAUCAGGAAAGAUCAUGUUCAGGGAUGUUCAUCUCAUCACAGAGGAUUUCUCCAUCAGAAUCACCGAUGGCUGGGUCAUCUUCAGAUGGUGGAGACCCUAUGUUUACAAGGAGCUAACUGAGGAUUUCUCUCAUUCUGACACCAGAGUCUCCAUCUAUUUGGAUGACUUUGAGUUCCACAUCUACAACAGGUCUCAGCAUUAUGCCAGGCUUGAGAAAUUAUUUGGCUUUGAGGAGCUGAUGAAUCCAAAAGGAAAACAAACAACAGAAGCUGAGAAAGAUCUAGCUGAAAGAGCCCGUAGAGCUCAGAAGGAGGGUUUCCAGUGGAGAGAUCUGAUUCCGGUGAUAAAGCUGGAUAUUAACACGGGUCGAGCAGUGUUUGGUAAUCACUUGGUUCCCAGUAGUCUGAGUAUUAACUUUGAGGAUGCUCACAUCGUGUACACCACCAAACCCUCGUCUACCCCCUUUGAUAAGUUCAUGCACAUUGCUAAGUGUACCACAGAGAACUUGAGGGUGAUGUUUGUACCCAGCCCUGGCUAUGAUGAACCCACGGAUGAGCCUCCGCGAUACAUGGGUGAGGGAUUUGUGGUCCUGCAGUCCAACGAUGUAGACAUUUACUAUUAUAUGGAUGCUCCAGGUGUUGUCCCAUAUGAACCUGAACAGUGUAUCUUAGCAGAUGGUGAAGUGAUAGUGAGAGAAACUUUUCCAUGUUGGGGGGUGGACAUCAAAUGUGGGAAGAGCACGGAUGUGAAGUAUGGAAAAACUACAAGUAUUAGUUAUGGACCUUGGGCUGAUAAACAAAGAGAGUACCUGUGGAAGUUUUUCUACCCGCCAGACUAUCAGGACUUAGUGGUGACACCUAUGGCAAAGUCUGGCCAACUGAGACAGCACAAGUCCUUUGACGUGAAGCUGAACAUCCUGGCAGAUGCUACGCUGGAUGUGCUCUUCACCAAGGCCAAGGAGACGCAGGCUAUACAUUUAGACGUUGGUCAGGGGUCGUAUUUUGAGGCGACGUUUCCCUGGAUUACUGAACCCACUGGGUUCACCACACGUGUAAAUGGGCAGCUCUUACUUAUGGAUGCUACAACGAGUCUCAAGUUCCGGUCUUUUGCUGAAUGUGAAACACUGGAGUUUGAUGUCCGUGCCAACUACCCUCUCCAUUGGAAUGACCCCCAGGACUGGUUUAUAGAGCUGACAGCCUGCAAGGCUUCAGUCUUCCUCAUCUUUGAUAUCAAACACUUCUUUGUUGAUAUGUUCAAUGACUGGGGUGAUAAGAAUGUGCCAGAUAUCUACAGAUUUGUUCCCUAUACCUACCACUUCAACCUGAUCAUCAAGGAGUUUGAGCUGCUCACUGUGGCCAAUGAGUAUAACUGGAUUGAUUGCUCCUCUGCACAGCAAGAGAAUAGUCAUAUUGCAUUCUGUGGGGAGAGUUUUGAUCUGUCCUUCAAGCUUCCUUUCACUGACUACUUGCCAACCACUGUCCUGGUCGACCUCAUGAUUAGUGGUGAAACCGUAGACGCCAGACUGUACGUUCCAGAGGCCAACACAAGCCGCCAUGUUUUAAUUGCGCUGUCAGAGAACAUGAAGAUCAUGGACAGGAAUGGGAACACGUUGGAGGGGGUCUUCAACAGCAGCAGAGAUAAACAGUGGAGGAGAGUUACCAAGAAAUGUGAUGGUUGGAUAGACUGUUGGACCACCAACAUUGCUGCCAUCAAGAUAGGCUACACCUAUCACCCUCAGCCAGCGCUCCGUAAAGAACACCUUGACGAGCAGCUAGCCACGCCCCAGAUGGAAGAGAGGCUGCUUAUCCCGCUGAAACCCAUCGUACCAGAGACCACGGCACCCAAGGACUUUGACCCCACUUAUAUGGAGCCAGACUUGAUCUCUGUGGAGUUAGAAGUUGGCCCCUCUGUGCUCUGUCUCUAUGGAUCCAUACUGACUAAUUUUCUACAUGUUAAGGAAAAUUAUUUUGGAGAAGACCAGAAAUUCACAGACUUUGACGAUGUUUUCUCUCCUCUCUCAACUCCCUUCUCUGAUGAUGAGUUUGUGGAGGAGGAGGUAGCAAAGCCGUUUGACCCACGAUAUUAUCGACCGCUCUCAGUCACAGUGUCCUUGACCUUUCAUGACAUUCAGGGUCACGUGGUUAAGAAUUGUAACCCAGAUGAUCCUCCAUGUCCGACUGCUUUCUGUGAGAGGCUGGCCUUUGAGAUGGACAAGUCGUACCAGGAGACCAAGCUACAGCUUCUCCUGUCCCCUGUGGUGCUCAUUGCCAAAGAUAAUGUCACUAGAUCCAGUGAGGAUUCCCACCUUCAGAACGGUCAGGUAGCUCUGUCAGGACUGCAGAUGCGAGGCCACGCCAUGUUUUCACACGAGGGACUUCCCCUGGAUGCGGAGACCCUGGAGUACGCCUGGUUAAUAGAGGUGACAGUAGGAGAUAUCACUGGAAAACUUACUGUGCCUCAGGUCCAUCAGCUGAUAGAGUUUAUCCAGACAGGGAUAUUCCUGAUUGAGGACUCAGAAAAUGGUCUCCAGCAUCCAGUGCCAUACAAACUGUGCCAGCACUUCAAGCCACAGCCAGACUGUGAGAUGAGCACUAAGUACCCCUUCCCCUGUCCUACCACAGAGGAAAUCAAGUACAGAAUGACCCGACUGUCUGUGGAUUCUAUAGAUUUAUACAUUGUUGAGAGUAGCACUGCGCUCAACCUUCAGAUCUUCCCAAUACGACUGGCAACAUGUAACCUCCACGGCAGUGACAACAAGGCAGGAGUGACUGGAGUCAUACAACAUGUGCUACUUAGACAAUACAUAGAGUCUACACUGGACCACCAGCAUAAAACACACCCUGACAAACACAGUGAGGAGACUGUACCAAUGUGGCUGGAAGCUGGUGGCGUUUCCCUCGGCCCUGUGAAUGUUGAUGCCGCCAUUGCUAUUCCCAGCAUGCAACACCAUAAAAUUCAAGACGCGUUUUUGAAGCUCCAUGAUAAAAAGACGCGAAGGCUGUGGUUUAUGUGGCCUCCUGAUCUCCAUGUGAUGAACCCUGAUGCCAUUGGCAGGUGUGGAUGUGUGGGAGGCUGCAAGUUCUUUGGACAUAACAAAGGUGGGAUGACAUUUUUCCAUCUUCACACCAAAGGCAAGAGAAAUGCCAUUUAUGAGGUCACGCCUGAUGGCCUUGACCCUGGGUUCGGACAAAGCCUUCUACAACGAGGUCAACUCGUCUUUGAAAUAGAGAGCAGCAGCCUCCCUUCAACAUCUUCUCCUGACAAGCCACAUACUUUUAUGUUCACUCGUGGCUACUUCAGUCACGCUAGUCCAACUAGUCCCAUGACUACUACCACCAUGCUGGAGUCUAUAAACACCAAGGAGAGUGAUGUACAUUUUGGUGGCAGCGGUGGGACAGGUACUGCCGGGAGGGGGAGGGUCCCCCAAAGUGCCUCGGAAGUCGUCCUCAUGAACCAUGGGUGUUACGAGGCUGAUGGAGAGGACAACUUUGAGAACAAGGAGAUUCUUUCAUAUCUGGGUUCAGGGACAGAAGGAGAGGCUUUGUCUGUCACGCAGUUUGAAGCUACCGGGAAAGGAAAAGACACGGUCUCUACUAUAUCUCUAGCUGGCUCCCUACAGCCUGAUACAUUAUCACUGAGAGAUAGGACUUCUCUGCUCUCUGGGACAAGUAUGGUAGACCCCAGAUUGACAUCCUGGUCAAAUCUUAAGGGUGCAGAGGGGAAGGACACACCUUCAGUGGUCUCCCUGGCUGGCUCCAUUGAUAGUCAGUCUAUUACAGGGACAGGUGAAGUCAAAGCCCCAGAUACUCUAAGUAACCUGGAGGAUAUAAAGGAAGUGAAGGAUACUGACAGCCUCUCAGAUCUAGUACCUGAGGAUCCUAUGCCAGAUGCCUAUGACACAGAUCGCUGGGCCAGUACACAGUCUGAUACAGCAAGUCUGUCAGAGGCAGCCAAGACCCCACCCACAGCGAAGAGAGUGGAGCCAGGGAUAAGACACUGGAGACAGACCUCUGAGGGAAGUCAGCGUACCCUGUCCAGUGGGAGUCCCAUCAGUGAUGCAUCCUCCCCCAGCAGACAGAGACAGCGGUUGUCUCCCAGGGGCAGCCCUGUUGUACUCCACCCAGGAAUCCAACGUCGUAAAUCAUCAGAGAAACAUCCUCAUCUCAUGUCGACCGGCUCUGUGAAUAGUGAGAGUUAUUAUUCAGCCGAUGAGGAAAUGAGUGGCUCUGCUGAUGAUGAUGACGAUGAGGAUGACAAUGCUGCAAAGGUUGACUCUAAAGAGAAAGGUCAAAGGUCGGAGGUCAAGAGGAAAGAAGAUCAUCGAAUUAACACUCCUGGGUCGACAUCUUCUAGUGAUAGAACCAUCAUAGGGACUGUGAAAAAUAAGAAGGCAAGCUGGAGGAGAAGGCCCCUGGGUUCAUCCAGUUCAAACUCCAGCUCGUCCUCUUCUUUUAUCUCUGCAGCCUCAUCAGCGGAGGAGGGGACUGAGAUCCAGGAGGAGGAUUUGGACUGGGUGGAUCUCCAUGGUCAGAUGGACCAGGCCAUUACCAGCUCCCCCCUCCUCAUGUCCUGCUACUCCAGUCACCUGACCCAGUGGAAGUGUUCUAAUUGGUCAGCUCCUCCGCCCUUACCACACCUGCUACCACGCCCUCUGUUCAACAUCCCCAGGGGUAAUCACACCUACCCCCCUGACCCUGGGGAUCACCUUGCUGGUUCCCCCUGGAUACCCCACUUCUCCCCCUGCCACCAGGGGUUCAGCCCCAGACUAAUGAUUUCUAAGAAAGAACCAGUGAUGAAUUUGACCACCAACAGUGAAAGUUCAGAAGACGAGGAAGAGGAGGAGACAGCGGAUGACAAAGUAAAUUCUCCAGGUGAAGAGACGGCCUUGACCUUGGAGGACCAGACUUCCAAGACAACCGCAGUGAUCAAACUCCAGGGCUCUGUGGAUCUUCUGGUGACACCUCUGCUGCUAGAGGCAACACAAAGAUAUGUGGAAGCCAUAACACCAACCCUAGCUCUUCUUCAUCCGUCAGCCAUCUUAGACAGGCUUCAUGUAGAGAGUUCUGAUGAAGUGAAGGCACAAAAUAAGUUGAAGAAGCUGAAGUCUGAGCACGAGUCCCCAGUAAAACCCAAGGAGGAGGUGGAAGAGCGCGAAGAUGUCACGGAGGAAGUGACGUCAUCUAAGGUGCAGGUGCUCAUGUCACUGGCCAGGAUCAACAUCAGCAUAUUACAAGUGUCACUGGUGGAGGAGUACAUCCAUUUCUCAGCCUUGGACAACUUCAGAGAGAUCACGUGUGUGUCCCUGCUAGCCGUGUGUCUGGACAACAUAUCUGCCACCCUCACUGCCAGCAACCAGUCCAAGAAGAUCACCAAGUCUAUCCACCUGCCCCCCAGGAGAGAGAUGAGUGUUCACAGGACUGGGAGUGGAGAUAUUUUACCCUUCGCUAAACCUGUCCAAGCAGCAGUGAGACGGCUCACUCUCUCGUCACGAGCUUCGAAGAUAAAACGCCAGUAUUCCAACCUGUCCGCGACGCUUGAAGUGACCAAUGAGAGAACGGAGGUCAACCAGGAUGAGUUGGCGGGAAUUGUGAAUUUGGGGAAAAUUCAUUGUCAGUUGAGAAGAUUGGUAAGAAAUACCAAACCUCCUAAAGAUGUUCGUCUCAGUGCGAUACCAGAGCACCGCUCCAAAGUUCUGUUCACCUUCCAGAAGGAUCUUUUUGUGCCGGAGGACAGUAUAAGUGACACCCACUCUCAGAGCAGCCGCUCCAGGCGGGAGUCUCUCACCUCCAACAAGAGAAGCAGCACCAUCGACGAUAACACCUUUGGUUUUAUUAUGGUGGAGUUUGGUUUGGAUAAUAUCUGUUUGAAGGCUUUAAAGAGGAAGGGUUUCAAGGAAGAUAUCCCAGAGCCCACCUCCAAAUGGGAUGCCAAUAAGCCAGACACCCUGAGGGCACCCCCCUCCUCGCCAGACCCCCUGGGGGAGCAGGCAACCUUUACCCUCGUACAGGAAGACACCCAGAGCGUAAAAAGUGCGGGCUCCAAAUCAAAGCUCAGCAGCAAGGCCAGCGAGGGCAGCGAUGCAGACUCUUUUCAUUCUGUCAUAUACCAUGGCUCUGAUAGUGAGGCCUCAGAGAACGUUUCCCCUCCCCCACCUGGCAGGAACUCCCCCUCAGACUCUGACACAGGCUCGGCAGUGUUGCAGUUUAACUUGGUGUGGUUCAGUUUUGCUGCUCCGCCACCCAUGCCAAACAAAGGAAAGAUAGAGUUUACCAGAUUGGACUGGAACUUUCUCAGCACAGCCACUCCUGCCAUCAAUGCCUGGCUGAGUCCCAGCGACCAUCUGAUCGUAGCGGUGACAGAGCUUGUCCGCGAGAUGAGGAGGAGGACACACUCCGUGAUGGCGUGUCUCAUGACAGAGGCGCUAGAGGUCCAGGGGAUACAUCUACCUGCUAAGAGUAAAUACAAGAAGAUCACCAGCUUCUCCAGAGCUGUCCAGGAGGACCCUUCCUGCCAGCUGCUCACCGUCCUCAGAAAGUACAUCAAGAAGGUCGGAGCCCGGUCCAUAGAAGACGCAGUUAACACUGAUCUGACCCCUCAACCCGUCACCAUACAGAAGGGGAUCCUUGCUCUGACCAGACAGUGGAAACUUAUUCUCUACAUGCCUGUGGAGGAACACCUUAAAAACAAGCCGCGCCCCAUCCCCUUCUCUUACCCUGUCCCCAAGGAGGAAAGCAUGGAUAAUUUGAACAUGUACGAGAAGGGGCAGGAGGCUUCGCAAGAUAACCUGGAUUUUGACAUUACAGAUGAGAAGGCAUCUCUCCUUCCACAGGGUGGAACAUCUCCUAAGGACAUGGGUUCCCUGACCAGCUUGAUCAAGCCGUGCUCAGGGAAGGCAAGCAAGGGGAGCUUUGAGAAUGUAUUUGUGGAUGCUCAGAGUGAGUUUUCGGGGAAAGUGAAGUCAAAAGAUGGCGCCACUGGCAACAGGUUGGAAAUGUCUCCCAUUGGAAAAAAGAACAGCGGACACAAGAGCGGUGGUGUGGAUGCAGGGGAGGGUGUGAAGGAGUUCAAACAUGAGGAUUCCCCCAGCAGACUGCCGUACAAUAGUGGAGGUAGUAGUAAGAUUCAAGAGAAUCUCUCCCAGCAGCCUCAGCAGCAUCAUUACGUACCAUUGCAACACCAGUUUCUGCGCAAUGAAAGUGCAAUAAGCAUGGCGUCCAGCUUAGGUAGCCUGGACCUUGAUAAACAAAGUCGACAUCGCUGGUCUCAACCACCACAACCUCCGCAAGAAAAGAGCGGUGAGAACGAAGAUCUGUAUCGCUGGAUGGCCAGGCACCAGCAGUUUAACAAGAAGUCGCUGGGGUUCAGCCAUGAGCCCUUGGAAACCAUGGUCAGCCAGAUCAGUGUGGACGCCCAGAGUCAGGACACUAGUAUUCAGGGCUACAACCCAGGGGUCCUGCCUGGCACACAGCUGGCCGACGCCCAGGCCCUGUUUAAGCCCCUGCUGGAGAGCAUGUGGCUGCAGUCCGAGGGGGUGAAGUCCUCGGCAGUUAUGAAGCAGUUUGGUGGAAAUAUUAACCUGCAGGUCCAUCUCCCGCAGUUCAGGAUCAAUAUUGUGGCCUCAGAUGAUGUACAAGGACAAAGGUCAAAGGGUAAAGGUCAUGGGAAGAGUAAGAGACACACCCACCUGCUUGACUCCAUACGCGACAUCCCAGUGUUCCUCUGUGAUAAUUUCUCUGUUGGACUGAACAUCAAAGAAGUGGUUGACUUUGAAAAAGAGGAGGAGGAGGAAGAGAAAAGGCCAAAGACGAUAAGAUUUGCUAUUGAUGCUCUGGAGGCUAAGCCUACCACCACCCAGUUCACCUUCAGUAUUAACACAGACAGUGUAAAGCAGCAUGUGGAUAUGGCAGUAGUCAGGCUGGUACAUCAGGUGGUCACUGUGAUGGAAAAUUUCAACGUCACACGGACAGAGCUCAAAAAGAACCGCCCCGAGGCGUACAGAACCCACAGGAAGCAGGACUCUAAGGGGUCAUCCUCGGGAACAGACACUCAGAGUUUAGGGUUUGACCCCCAGGAACCAGGGGCAUGGAGUCCCAGUCCAAACGCUGAUGCUGCAAAGCAUGCAGAAAGGACCUUUGCCCUUAAAAAGGAAAGAGAAGCACCUGGACCCGACCCUAAUAAAGGUUUGGCUCCCAGCCCCAUACUGAAGAGGACGUCCAUGCCUGGCAGGAUGGGGAUAAGAAAAAUGAGACUUGAAAUACCAAAGAGAUUAGAACUGGACUUGUCUCCUAUUGGGUCUCCUAUAAGGGAACACAGUGGAGGAAUUGCAGAAACAACCUCACCAACUGAGGUGGAAAGAACCAUUGUAGAUCACAUUACGGAAAAUACGCCCAAAUGUUGGCGAACUCUGUACCACCUCCUAGAUUUAUACUCCCGUAUGCCAGAGAUGAAGACAGUGGGUAAGGCGCCCAGCAUCUCCCAGCUGUCCACCAUUGCUGAGGAAACUGAGGCAGAUCUUACCACACCCUCCAAACCUGUAGAUGGCACCAGUGAAGAGGAUGCCAAGACAGGAGCAACUGGUGAGCCUGGUGAUGAUGUAGGGGGAGAUGUUGAUAUUGAGAGUGGAUUGGUUGGUGAAGAGAGAGGUCGUGAUCAUCACAUGCCUCACCACGUACCCUUAGCCCCAGCAACUACGCCCAACUUCAUGCGUCUGCCAUCAACUGGAACAUUUACUACCAGUAUAUUGAUAGGAGAGACAGUUCCCAUAGUGUUGUUUGGUACAGCUAAGAUUCAUCAGAUCCAUAUCCAGGCUACACUCAGUGGCUUAGAACUGGAGGCCAUUGUCAGAGACGCCCACGCUAGUGUGGCUCACAAGGAGAAGGUCAAAGGGAUUUUCAAGAAGAAGACAGUGGAGACGUCCUCCACUCUCCACAUGGGGCAUGCUCUGGUCACACUGUUUGAGGGCAUGCAGGCAGAAAAACAGACUGUUGUCACUGUGAAUAUAACCAAGUCAGAAGGCCUGUACAGCACUGUGACCAAAAGAACCAGAACCAGGAACUCUGGUCUCCUGACCAUUGGUCAGACCAAGGUGGACAUCCCACAGCACCCAGUGGCAUUGCACGGUGUGGUCACCAGGAGUUCUAAGAGGUUGUCCACUACACUUCAGGAGUUUAUACGACCACCCUCUGCUGUCAGGUCCUCAGAGAACAUAGGUAACACCACCCCUCAGCAACCCCACCAGGCCCCUGAGGUAUCUGAGCCACCCCCCAGCAGAGCCCCAACAGAGCAGAAACCCAAACUGUUAGUGAUGCACUUCACGGCCACACUGGAGGGGUUCGCAGUGGAGGCCUCACUGCUGCCCUCUCUCAGGGCACAGUACAAGAUUGGUAAAGUAACGAGUGCUGGAGUGACGGGAAGGAAGGCCAAGUUCUACAUUGACUGGCCUCAGCAUACACUCAGCUUUGACUCCAAGGUGAAGGAAAUCCCAGUGAAUACAUGCAUCCCAACCUCCGCCACCAUUGACCUUCCCCCUAUCUACCUCUUAGUGGACUACAGGCCUAGUAAGGGGGGUCUGCAGACAUCAGGGCUCACAGAGGGGCUGAUAGUGAGAGAGGGCGACUAUUUCCAUGCUGUGGCUGAGAUGGGACGGUUUGAGCACAGUCUGACCACUGACUUGUUGAACCACUUGGUGUUUGCUCAGAAGGUUUUUAUGAAGGAGAUCAAUGAAGUCCUGCAGAAGGUGUCUGGAGGAGACGAGAUCGUUCCUAUUCAGAUAUGGGAUGAGCAGGGCCAGAGAGUGGAUAGUGGGAUAUCCAAACCUGUCCUCUACUCUGUCAUCUUCAAACUACAGGGUAUUGAGAUAGUUGCCACCACCCCCACUGCCAGUGCCGUCCGUCUGGUCACUGAGGAGAUUGAGCUGGAAUUGUCCAACAGGAUUCAAAAUCAAGCCUCUCACGAAGUGAGCCAGAGUUUGAAAUUAUUUGUCAGAGCUCAACUUGAUGUCAACCUGGAACUGGGACAGCUGUUAAAGAAUCAUGUGUAUGUAGAAGUGCACCCAGAGUUUCAAGCCAUGUCAUUCUUUAGAACCAGGAUUGGGCUCAGAAAUGCCUUGCAGGAUGAAAUUCUCCCUGACGGCUCAAAAGACCAGGAGGCUCUCCUCAUCUCCCUGACACGACCGGUGAUUUAUGUUCAACCCAGUGCUUUUGACAAGGCCGUCCUCGUGUGGCUGAACUAUAAGAAUGCCUAUGAGUAUUGGCAUGAACAGAGAAUGGCUCUUAAUAAAGAGGUCCUGACAGCCACCCAGCAGGUAUUUGACCGUCUUCACAUGCCCAGUAUUAGCAGCACCAGCAGCCCUGCCCUGGGGACACUGUUCUUACAACUGACAGUGGACUCCUUGGGGAUAUGUCUACCAAUAGAGUCACAGCUACCUGGCAUGACCCCCAGCAGUAAACUAUUAGACAGUGAGCGUGCAGGCGCAGCGCUGGUUCUCACUCUAGAGAGUACGCAGAUCUCCGCAUGUUCCUGUGGCUCUCUGGUCAGCAAGGGCAAGUUCACAGGCUUUUGCCUGAGGUUUGCGGAUGACUUUGAGAUCUCCCUGGAUGAGUGGGGUCCCCAGGACAAGGAUGAUAUCGUGAUGAACGCCUGUGUUGUCCCUGAGGGAACAUAUGAAGUGUGCUCACAGACUGUCACUCACCAACCACAAGACACGUCAAGCCAUGGAAAGAUGAUAUUGAACAUCCUAUGGCACAUGAAGGGGAUUGACGUCCAUCUUGACACUAGUAUUGGGAAGAAACUGUCCGCACUGGGAGUGACCGUCACCUCACUGACCGGGGAGGAAGAGGACGUGGUGGAUGGAGAGAAUGUGGAGAGUGUGGGAUUUGACCAGCAGGCUGAGCCAAGAAGGAAGCUCAGCAGUGUGUUUGGCACUCUGCCAGAGUUUGCCUACGACAUGAGCCUGGAGCCCAAAAUGAGGGCCAAACUGAUUGAGAAGGAAUUGAUAGAGCAAGCCAAAGUGGUGGAAGAUCUCAAACAACUCGGAGCCAGUCGGAUGACGGUGGAACAAGAGGAGCAGAAGAUGCAUGAGCUGGAGGCCGCUCUGUUCCAUGACUUUAGGAGAGACGUUAUUCAGAAACUGAGGAAACAAAGUGUCAGGGCUACUGCUCUGAAGGACAAACUUGGUCUUGGCUACAAGUCCACACACACGCGUUCCAAGUCUGUGGCCGCUCCCACCUAUAGACGUAAGACCGUCGACCAGGAUCAGCUUGCGGCUUACAACGAGGAGUUAUUUGGGUCGGGUCACACACGGAGAAUGUCACUAGAGGGCAUGGACCUGCAUAAAGUGACAUUUGGUGAGACGGGGACUCCCACCACAGACACCAGUGACUUCCUGUCCACUACGGUAGAUGACCCCUCAGGCUUCCAACUGUCCUACAGAGAGGAGGACGAAGAAGAAGAGGAGGAGGACGAGGGGGAUGGUGGCAUGCCUUCACGCCCCAGACGGAAGCAGCUGUCUCUCCACGAGGUGUUUCACUCCAGCUCAGAGGAAGAUAUUGAAGAUGCGUAUCUAAGACAGGCUGCACAGGCACAUAGGAACCGUCGUGACAUUGAAGAUGGUCUUGACCGCCACACGGGCUCCACCCCCAGUAUGGUCAGCACAGGGUCCCAGAAAGCCAACAUGGCCGCACAGCCCAACAUUGACUUUGAGUGUGACAUCAAGGUGGAGAUAGACAGUGGACAGUGUGUGCUCCACCCCAAGGAGAAGAAAGAGGAGGAGAUGGAGGGGUUCUCUGGGAAAAAGACUAAAGCCAUGAGGACAGCGUCAGUCCCAGACAGUGUCUCUCCUCUGCCUAAGAAGAAGACAUUAAGGAAACAGGAGACAGUCCCCCAGGCCAUGCUAUCACAGGGCAGACUGCGUCAACUGACAGGAACACAGAGCCAAACUGAUCUCACGCUCUUCUUCCUGCCAGGAGUUAAUGUGAAGGUCCACUACAACUCUAAGACCAGUACCACCGAGACCCCGACCAGCUCCCUGAAGACUGGACUGGAUCCUGCUGAGGUGUUUAAGGAGGCUGCUGACUCCUCUGUGACUGUGGUGAAGAGAAGUAAUGUAAAGAAAGCAAAUCUGUAUGCCUGGAUAUCUCUGGAGAAACUGUCUGAGGAGAUGAUAAUAGGUCCAUCUCUACUGGACUUCCUGGAGCAGGCUUUGGAGUCUAUCCCAAUCCAGUCUCAUCCCUCUACUCAGACUAGGACUACCAAAGAUGACUUUAUGGGCAGUAUCCUGACCCUUGACCUUGACUCCUCUGCAGCCUCAGUUUCACCUGUCGCUGCUAGCUCCUUCCCAGUGGAUGUUAUAGUCUAUGUCAGGGUGCAGCCCUCUGCAAUUAGGUUCAACUGUCUCCCAGUCUCCAAAGUAGAAUGUCUCCUGCAGCUGCCGUCUCUGGACUUAGUGUUCUCCACAAAGAGGACUGACGUAGAAGGAAAUAUGAUCACUGAGGGAACGCCACCCUCCAAACACAAAGUUACAACUCUCCUGGCGGAGGAGAGAAGAUCCAGCAGUAGUAGCGGAUCUCGUAGUCGUAACAGCAGUGGUAACAAGUUGAGGCUGGGCAGUACGUCCUCAGAGCUGACCUCUAGUGGCGGUCUCAGUGUUACUGGCUGUCUCUCUGACUUCUCCUUCUACAUAUUCCAUCCCUAUGGUGGUGCACAGAAGAAACCAGCUUCAUUGCAUGCUUUCAGUGGAGGGUCAGGCACUAGCAUCGGCGCAUCCCGUCCUGAAAGCAGAGGAAAAGACUCCCUCAGCCUCAAUGUGGAGUUUGUCAAAGUGAACAUCUCGCGGACACGGAAGGGUCUGGUAGUGGGCGCCACCUCCUCUGACCCCAGUCUCAGCAGUAGUUUUACCCCAGGGAGGCUGACUAAUGACCUGGGGGGCAAACCACAGAAUGCCGUCAGGUUCUCUUGUAUCUGUGACAUCGGCUCAGCCACAUUUAAAUAUGACAUGCGUCGUCUGUCAGAGAUUAUGGCUCUUCCCAAGGCUUGGUACAGGAGAGCACUGGCCAGAAGGUUGUUUCUGGGGGAAGAAACCGUGGCAUGGACUGAGCAAGAAUUUGACCUUUCGGAUACGGCUAGCAGCAGCAGCAGUUUCCCCACCCCUGACUCCCCGCCUGUCGCCCCCUUUAGCCGAGCUAAUACAUCGCCUCAGAUUAACGUUACACACAUUGAUGAGACUUUUAAGAGCAAGACGCAUCACAGGCGACUCUCCUCUGGGGACAAAGCAAAAUUGAAGCUGAACUUGGACUUCAAAAGGGAGCUCUCCACAAUUGCUUCAAGAAAGUCUUCAAUAGCAUCAACGACCUCCCCGACAGCCACGCCUCCCUUUGGGUCACUGAGGACAUCAGGGGGUCAUCCAGUGCAACGGUCUAUGUCUACAUCAGGAAGACAGCCACCAUCCACGUCAGGCACCCCAGUGAUGUCACCGCGGCUGUUCAAGGCACAGUUCAGCAAUGCCUCCAGACUCAGCAAGGCCUCCAGUACUGGGGGAAACACAGGGAAAGGACCAACCUGGGAAACACUGGUGCUGUACUCUGUGAACCUGUCUAACCUAGACCUACAGGUUAACAUGGGGAAUGUCAUGGGAAAUACUGUCUGGUCCACCAAAGAGAUUGCCUCAACAGGCCGUUUCUCAAUUGACAGCAGCGGGCAGAAGAACAUGAGAAUCACUGCAGGGUUAGGGGGCUCCAAACUUGAUGCCAAGGGUGGAAUUGUGGGUGGUUGCAUCGAACUAAGACAGAUCGAUGCUUUCUUCCAAGUCAGCGAGGAUGCUGGCAAGAACCCUGACCACUCGGCUGGCCUAAAGCUGUAUGCCAUGGAGGGACGGCUGGACUACAUGGGGUCCAGUAUACUGAUGACCAGGGUCAGUGAACUGUCCCUGAACUUAAAGGAUGAGUGGACGGUGGAUAUGACCAUGCCGUCUAGUACCAAGGAGACACCUAUUGCCACAAAACGCCCAGCCCUGAUCUUCAUCCAUGGAGACCUGAACUGGGACAUGUUCCACCUGAUGUUAUCCAAGUCCACCACACCAGAUAUCAUCAAGAUGGCCAGCAAGCUGGAGGAGUACUUCACGCAGCAGUAUAACAGCAGUUUACGUGCCUUGUCUGGACUGGGGCCAAUAGCUGCUGCCGUUACAAGACAGAAACGACGAAGACAUUCACAAGAUUCCAUGUCCAUCACAGAACCAGAAGACGAGAUCAAGCUGCACCGUAACUGGCAGAAAGUUUUAGAACGCGUCUCAGGCAUCCAGCUCUCCAUGUUGCCCUCCCCUCUCCCUGAACUGGGGACCAUUGUGGGUGGUACCAUUAAUCUCCAUGGCAACAACCUAUCACUGGCCUGUUUCCAUGGCAUCAACUUUAGGUCCAAGUCCUGGGCGCUGUUUGUUCUGAAUGAACCCACCAUCUCAUUUGCCACUGAGGCCCAACAUAUUUAUAAUGAAGAUCAAGCGGCGACCCAUGCUGUCCAGAACUUGUCCUUCAACCUAGGCCACAACGUGACUCAGCCUACCAACGUCAAGCACAUGGCCACCAUCUGUAAGAUCUCGCGGGGGUACCACAUGCCCCCACCCUUCACCAGUGUACAGGAGUGGUUCCACUAUGCCUUCUCCUCUAAUGAAGUCAGAGUCCUGAACACGUUUCCGCCAAUGCACAGCGAGGAGGUGGCAGCAGAGAGAAAACUUGGCAGACAGAAGAGUAUCACUUAUAACCAUGACACUGAGAUCAUCUUCGCUCUUCCCACUCUGCAGCUACACCUGAAGACUGAGCACCUGCAGGGGGAGAAACCCCCAGGGCCUGAGGAUCCUAUGCCAGUGGUGGAUGUGAGUUUUGUCACGGAGUUUGAGGAUCACAUCUUUGUUGCCAUGGACGCGGAAGUCAUGUUGUUCCUCCACGACCUCGUCACCAGUUAUGUCAAAGAGAAGGACAAAGGCUCCAGGGUGUCUGGCUAUAAGACCCCAAGGUCUCCAGAGACGGAGAAGAAAAAGAUCACAGUGACUGAUCCCACCAGUGAACUGAAAAAGGACUUCAGAGAGUUCCACUGUAAGACAUGGCACCUGGAGCCCACUGUGAGACUUUUAUCCUGGGCUGGCAGCCAGAUAGAGCCUGUGGGUGCCGACAACAUCCUGAAGCGUCUUGGUUUCUCUCACGCCCGUACCACCAUCCCCAAGUGGAUGCAGCGUGGCGCCAUGGAUCCCCUGGACAAGGUACUGGCGGUGCUGGUAGACAAGCUGAUCCUGGCGCUCAGAGAGGACGGGACUGAGGAACUUAAGGAAGAGACACAGUGAAAGAAAUUAAGGAAGAGACACAGUGAGAAACUAAAGGAAUAGACACAUUAAGGAGAAAAGUGCAUAGGAAGUUAAGUUGACCCUGGCUCUCAGAGGAGGGAAGAGAGGAAUUUUAAGGAAGAGACACAAUAAAGAGGAAGGAACUGGGAAAAUUAGGGAAAACUGGUGAAGAAGAAUGCAUGGAGGAAAAAACAGCAAAGCAGGUGGUGCAGAUGUAUAAAAAAUAAUAAUGUAAGGUGUACCUAUGGGGUACAUCAGGGACAUGUAGGGUACCAUGCCCUGGGUACCAAUUGAAGGAUCACCCACUGAGAGGUUGUCAUUUGCCAUUUAUGCCAAAUAGUUCCUUAUGGGAAUGUCUAGAACACUAUUUCAGUGCAUGCUAUGGUGCUAUUAUUUGUUGAAACUAGAACAUUCCUGGACACAAGAUGGCGUAUAUGACGUGUCAUGGAGGUCAACUCUUCCUCACUGGUGACCUUGUCCUUAUUGUGACCUUGCCUAGGACACUUUACUCACACAUUGAAAAUGGAAGAUAAAAAAUCUUAAUACAUAUUGGUAGUUUAAAAAUUAAUAAUGAAAAAAAAUUAGUUGAAAGUAGCAUGAAAAUUGCUUUGUAGCAAAAGCAUGGUGUGUGUUUUUUAUUGUUUCAGUUAUCAAACGUUGAUUGAUAAAAGUUCUCUUAUGAAGUAAGUUCCCAUUUAUUUUUAUAUUUUAUUUCAUUUCAUUGUGAGUAGCAUAAAAUGCAUAAUUAUAGUGUAAUGUUAUUUUAUCUAGUAACAUUAUUUGCUGUAGGCCUACCUUAAGCUGAACUUUCACAUGGAUAAAGAAGCUUUAAACUCUUAAAGUGAGCUUUGGAAUGAUCAGUGAUGCGUUCAUUCUAGUCCAGGUUUUAUGGAAAGGCAGAAUAAAAGAGAAUGGGUGAGUGGCUAUCCCUUCCCCACCCAGCCCUACCUUUUAGCUUCUCCUUCCUUUGAAAUGUUUCAACCUGCAAACAUAGGGUAACAAAAAAGAUCAAACAUAGUCCAAGACCCCCCUCUGUAGCAAAAUACCAGGCCUUCACAUGUUAGAAAAGCUCCACAUUUGGAGCAUCCAUACUGAGGGGUUAAGUUACCCAGCUACUGGUAUAUUGAUAGGGUAAAUUUGUCAAGCCACCAAGAAUAUAAUUAAAAUUUAGUGGCAAUAAAAUUAUUAUUGGAUUUUAUAAAGCAUCUUUUUUUACUUGAAACUCUUGCUUUAAAUGACCAGUUAACAAAUAUUAUUAGGCAUGUAAAAAGUGUACAUGAAUUUGUGUAAAGAUUGGCUGAUUGUCAUGCUGUUUAUGUCUUGGUGCUUAGAUUUCUAUUAUUACAUCAGGAUCCCUUUGAUGUAAAAUUAUUGAUAAGGUUUUAAAUUUCAUUGUCUGCUAUUCUUUGCUGAAUUAUUUUCAAGUCUGAUGGAAAUGCAUUUAAAUGCUUAAAAGUACUUUUUGUAUGCAUUUGCAUAGCAUUUUGAUUGAUGAUUAUAAUGUUGUUAGUAAACAUAUCUUGUAAAAAAUUAUAUCAUUGUCUUGUACAGAAACAGGUGUAUAUUUUCUUAGUUUUAUCAAGCAUUUUUAUUAACUCAGUUAUUGUGGAGUCAUUGUUAUUAAAACAUAAAUCUGUCUAUUAAUUGUGGUCAGUCUAGUGAUAUGUAUUUUUUUUUUUUAUUAAAAUGCAAUACAUUAUAGAAAUAUCACCAAAUAUAUCCACAUUCUGGUAUGUGUUAGAGUAUUGAAUAAUAGUUUAUUGUGAUAUUUUGUUGGUGAAUAAUAGUAACAAGUUGAACCAAAAAUGUUCUCUUUUUGCUCAGGAAAUAUGUUAAAAUUCAACAAACUCUAACAAAGAUAGCAAUAUUUAUGUAUGUGAGCCACUUUGGGGGAUUGUUUUAUUCAGUACAGCGAAAAGUAGAAAGAAGCUUCAUUAAAAUUGGAUAUGAAACGCUUUCAAGUUUUCUAGCGUAAUGAGUAUGCUUGUGAUGUUCAUAUUUCCAAAGCGUUGAUUCUUUUUGUAACCAUGAAA
Lingula anatina is the source of this 17884-nucleotide messenger RNA. RefSeq names its product bridge-like lipid transfer protein family member 1. Lineage: Eukaryota; Metazoa; Brachiopoda; Lingulata; Lingulida; Lingulidae. The record is from RefSeq and is a predicted model, not a curated record. Gene Ontology annotation, biological process: synaptic vesicle endocytosis.